Molecule: messenger RNA, 1573 nt
Organism: Camelina sativa (false flax)
Lineage: Eukaryota; Viridiplantae; Streptophyta; Magnoliopsida; Brassicales; Brassicaceae
Source: RefSeq, a predicted model, not a curated record
AGCACAAAGCGAACUAUAAAAGAAAAUCGAAUCUUCAGUUGGAUUAUGAUGCGAUCAUUUAAUGAUUUAUGCUCACUGUUUUUUUUGUUAUAUAUAUAUUUUUCUUUGUCAGAUUUUAUCCGUAAUAUUUUUGGUUUGGGAUUUUUUUGAGAUUUAAUUAAUUUAUAAGAUAACAGAUAACGAGAUACAAAAGUGUUAAAUUUCCAUAUCUUUAGACCGAUUCCAUAUCCUUAGACCGACUUGACUUGACGUUUCCCUUUUUGUUUGUUUGUUGCGAUUCCUAGCGAUGCUCAGCUCGUGUGUAUAUAUAUGAAGCCCUCGGAGGUCCUCGACUGUAUUUGGUCAAAUUAGAGAGAGACAGACAAGAAGACAAAUGUUGUUGAAAAGACAUCGCUCGAGUGAAAACCAAACAACAAAAAGACAUCGUUGCUCCAGCGAGGCAUUGCUGCUACCACUCCAUUUUGUAGAGCUCAUCCUGGAGAGGCUUCCUGUGAAAUCUCUCCUAAGAUUCAAGUCUGUAUCCAACAAGUGGAAAUCGACAAUCGAGUCCCGGUAUUUCCAAGACCAAUGGUUUCUCCGUCGUAAGAAAUCACGAGGUCCAGAUGUCCUUUGCGUAGCCAUUGGUGAUGAUUAUUAUAAUAAUAUUAAUCAAGGUUAUUACGAAGCAGCUCCAAGGGAUACAGUUUUGUUGGGGUCUUCCGUAGUUUCUAAGAUCAGGCUCCCUAUUACAAACAUGAUGCUCUGCCAUGGUAGUUGUGACGGUCUUCUAUGCAGUUAUUGUUCUUACACUCCUAGUGUCAUGAUCAAUCCCGCCACGAGAUGGCAACAAAGUUUUCCUCUUUCCAACUACCAACAGCUCUGCAUCGACAUGGUCGACAAAAAGCAGUAUCUCUUCCCAAUGCCUAAGCUUGGAUUUGGCAAAGACAAGUUUAGGGGCACUUACAAGCCGGUAUGGUUGUAUAAUUUAUCCGAAUUUGGACUAGAAAACGUUACAACUUGUGAAGUUUUCGAUUUUAGCAAAAACGCUUGGAGGUACGUUGUCCCUGCUUCUCCUUAUAAGAUAAAUGAUGUCAGUUAUCCUGUGCACUUUGAUGGGUCACUUUACUGGCUCACCCUUUGCGAAGAAACUAAGGUGUUAUCUUUCGAUCUUCACACUGAAACUUUUCAAGUCAUCUGUAAAGCCCCCUUUCCUCGCUCAAGUGACCGUUUCAAGUCUCUAAACUACAUCAUGUGCAUCCUCGACAAUCGCUUGGGCGUAUCCGAGAAGAAGGGGACAACCCAAGUGAUAUGGUCGUUAGAUUCUUCAGGCGGCAACAAGACAUGGAAGAAACUGUGUUCGAUAGAUUACGCAAAAACUUUGUUUGGGGUGAAACCCAUCCACCCGUUGGCACCAAUUGAAAUUCUUGACGAGAAUAAGUUAUUGCUUCAAGAUAAUGAUUACUUGGUGAUGCAUGAUCUCCAUACCAAAUCUUAUGAUUCACUCUUAGAACCUGAACCCAUUGAAUAUCCUGUUUCUUAUUUUCAAAGUUUAUUUUCUGUUUCAUCAAACUAAUCACCUUGUUUUAUUUACCUA